AUGGAGCACAUCAAGAAGAAGAUGCAGGCGAUGAAGUUGGACAAGGAGAAUGCCUUAGACGAGGCCGACCAACUGGAAGCCAAGUUGCGCGAGAAGGAGUUAGAGAUGCAAACUAAGGACGAGGAGAUGGCUGAGAUCGCGAAAAGAAUACAACAACUGGAAACUGAUAAGGAGACUGCUCAGACUCAACUAACUGAAACCAAUCAGAAAUUGGAUGAGACAGAGAAGCGCGCAACAGAGGCCGAGACAGAAGUAUCUGCCCUUCAGAAGAGAAUCCGACAGCUCGAGGAUGAGCUGGAAUCUACAGAAACACGGCUUACGGAAGCUACCGCUAAGCUCGAGGAGGCUAGCAAGGCAGCUGAUGAAAGCGAUCGAUCUCGAAGAACGUUGGAAAAUCGACAAACUUUGGAGGAUGAUCGUAUUGUUCGGCUGACAGACUUGGUUCGCAACACAACCUGUGCGGCCAACGAAGCAAAAGACAAAUACGAAGAGGCUGCGCGUAAAUUGACCAUCACAGAAGUGGAACUCGAGCGCGCCGAAUCGCGUCUGGAGGCUGCUGAAAGGUACCAGGCCGCACAGCGUGCCACUUUUUCGCCGCCCUGCUCCGUUGUCGUUGUUGUUGUUGAUGAUGUUGCCGCUGCUGCUGUUGCUGUCUCUGUUGGUUUGUCUGUGUCCGUCCGGAUCGUCUCCAUGCGCGCUUUUCACGUUUACCACCGGCCUGAUAUGUUCUGUCAAUGGGCUUCAUCUGUCUGUCUUCUGUUUCAUUUUUUGUGUCACGCGGACUUCUCCGCCUUUACCACUGACCCACACCUGAUCGCACCAUUGUUCGAUCCUGUUCGCAUGCUCGUAUACUAUUCUAACAUUGGACCGAAACGCCUUUUGCGUGGACUGUCUGUCCGGUCAACAUCCGAUACCGUCCCCUGUCGUGUCUCUUACUGCAUCAUGUUCAACUGCCGCUGGCAUGCCUGCCUGUUUGUUCAAACCGGCAUCAUUCGCAUGGACAGUCGAAUGCGUGAACUCCAGUCCAUCAUCCACGAUGCGACAGGGCGUUUAAAGUCUCUGGAGCAUCAAGAAUUCCAGGCUCCAGUUCACAUCCUGUUGACCGCAAUCCGUACUCAUCUUACUUUGUUGAUUAGCAAAAUCACCGAACUAGAGGAGGAACUGCGCAUUGUGGGCAAUAACGUCAAGUCCUUGGAAAUUUCCGAACAGGAGGCUGCUCAACGAGAAGAAGCCUAUGAAGAGAAUAUCCGCGACCUAACUGAGCGCCUCAAAGCCGCUGAGGAUCGUGCUCAGGAAUCCGAACGUUUAGUAAACACUCUCCAAGCCGACGCCGAUCGUCUCGAAGGUAAUGUGGACACUCCGGAACUCAGAGUUUCUCUAGUCCUGGCUGAAUCUCGUGCUAAACAAGCUUGUCAACUGGAAGCGGCCCGACAAACCGAUCUUUGCAAAUUGGAAGAGGCCCUUGACGCUGAGCGUCUGAACCAUAUCAAUUUACGCAAAGAAAUGGAGAAUAUGAUGAAUGAGAGCAUCGUUGUCCCAAUCAUUUCUAUUUCAGACGAAUUGGUCGCCGAGAAGGAGAAAUACAAGGCUCUCAGCGAAGAACUGGAUUCGACCUACGCCGAACUCACAGGCAACUAG
This is a messenger RNA of Echinostoma caproni, 1638 nucleotides long. The record is from the annotation of a GenBank genome assembly. Lineage: Eukaryota; Metazoa; Platyhelminthes; Trematoda; Plagiorchiida; Echinostomatidae.